Messenger RNA from Gavialis gangeticus (Gharial), 1943 nucleotides. RefSeq names its product protocadherin-8-like. Gene Ontology annotation, cellular component: plasma membrane. Gene Ontology annotation, biological process: homophilic cell-cell adhesion. The transcript has 3 exons. The coding region runs from base 1 to 1926 and encodes 641 amino acids. Gene Ontology annotation, molecular function: calcium ion binding. Lineage: Eukaryota; Metazoa; Chordata; Crocodylia; Gavialidae. The record is from RefSeq and is a predicted model, not a curated record.
AUGGUGGACUUGGAUGCCUUAAGGAAUUUUAUGGACAUCAGUUUCACCAAAGUGAAAAAUAUUCCAACACAGUUGUAUCAGAACCCUUCAGUAGGUGCAGUUGCCAAUUACAGAAAGCAAGUGCUAGAAGUGGCCUCAAGAGGUCAUGUAGUCCAAUCGUCUGCUCAGGAGAGGAUCAUGCUUCCCGACGAGGGCGCCAACGGCGAGGUGGUCUACGGCUUCGGCAGCCGUGCGGCGCCCGAGGCGCGGCGCCUCUUCCGCCUGGACCCGCGCUCAGGCCGCCUCACGCUGGCCGCACCGCUGGACUACGAACGCCAGCGCGCCUACGAGCUGGACGUGGAGGCGCGCGACCGGGGCGCCAGCCCGCUGGCAGCCACCUGCACCGUGCUGGUGCGCCUGACCGACGUCAACGACAACGCACCCGGCAUCCGCCUCAGCCCCCUGGGCCUGGGUGCCGCUGGCCCCCCGGGGCCCGGCCUGGGCGCCGGCAGCAGACCCGAGCCCGGCCCCAGGGUGCUGUACGUGAGCGAGGCAGCGCCACGUGACAGCUUCGUGGCGCUGGUCAGCACCUGGGACCGCGACUCGGGUGCCAACGGGCAGGUGCGCUGCACACUGCACGGCCACGAGCACUUUGCGCUGCGGCGCGCCUACGGCGACAGCUACGUGCUGGUGACAGUGGCUGUGCUGGACCGCGAGCACCUGUCCGAGUACAACCUCACGCUGGUGGCUGAGGACCUGGGCAUGCCGCCCUUCCGCACCGCGUGGCCCUACACCGUGCGCUUGCGCGACGAGAACGACAACGCGCCGCUCUUCGCCCCACUGCCACUUGGCCGGGUGGCUGUGCCCGAGAACAACCCCCCCGGCGCCUACCUUGCCACUGUGAUGGCCCGCGACCCGGACCUGGGCCCUAAUGGCAAGGUCACCUACCGCCUGCUCGAGGCCCAGGUUGCCGGUGCCCCUGUCUCCACUUAUGUCUCUCUUGACCCCACCACCGGUGUCUUGCGGGCCCUCUGCACUUUGGACUAUGAGGCGCUGCAGGUGCUGGAGCUGGAGGUGGAAGCCUGCGAUGCGGGCACCCCCCCACAGUGCAGCCAGAGCCAUGUGCACGUUCAUGUGCUGGAUGGUAAUGACCACGCUCCAGAGAUCGUGGCCCCGCCACUGGUUAACAGCUCCGCUGAGCUGCCUCUGCCAUGCCACGCCCCACCAGGCUUUCUGCUUGCCCAUAUUACUGCCUGGGAUGUGGAUGAGGGACCCAAUGCAGAGCUAUCCUACUCCAUUGCAGCUGGUGCCCAUGACCUCUUUGCACUGCAUGAGCACACUGGGGUGCUGUGGCUGCGCCGCAGGCUGCGGGGUGGAGAGGUGCAGGCAGCGCUCCCACUCAUCAUUAUGGUGCAGGAUGGUGGGUGGCCAACCCUAACCUGCACUGCCACCCUCCAGCUCGUCCCCACCAAUGUUCUGCCUUCCAGAGUGGAGAUUGUGGUGCCACAGCUCCUGGCAGAGGAGCAGUCCCCACAACCUGGUUUGGACCCCUCCAUGGUCUUUAUUGUGGUGCUGGCUGGUGGCUGCUGCCUGCUGCUGGCUGCGAUCAUUGGCGUAGUCUCCACCUGUGGGAAGGGUGUGAGUGGCUGCAAAGGGAGGCCCCGAGAGCAAAUGAGAGACCUGGAGGGCAGGCAGCUAAAAGGUCUGGACCCCCUGGCAUGGAGCCCCUCUGCAGGCCACCAGGUGGACUUCUGCCAACUCACUGUCAGCCCCGGGGUUGAACACCCCUCUGAUGAUCCCGGCUGGGAGGAUGGCAGCCACGAGUCCUUGUGUCAUUCCACCCAGGAGAGGAAAAGGCUCAUUGACUCCCAGGUAAGCCUACCUCCCUCUGAGCACCUGUGCAAUACAGUCAUUGGGUUACCCAUCCUAGAGUCUCUUGCUCACUGAGGUCACUUGUGCAGAGC